ACUUCAGCAUUAACAACACAUGCGGUUAUGAAAGUAUUAAAUGUGUUUAAACUCUGUAUGAUUUGCUGUUUGGAGCCAAUGUUCCUUGCAAUUUUAUUGCUACCACUAUCCAAUGCGAUAACUGUGAACAACACUAAUAACGCCAUAACCAAAUAUUGGCUAUUACCAACGAAAACAACAUCAAAUAUAACGUUGAGUACUCAUGCAGAAUCCAAUUGUCCAUCUUCAACGGCAGCCACAAUUUUAACCGUAUGGAAUGUUUACUUUACACUAUGCAUUAAUAAUCAUGAUGCGCGCAAUUCUAUCAGUUAUAGAAAUGUAGAAAGUCACUUUCGCCGCCAGAACGAAAGUGAAAUUGUUAGGGAAAGCGAAGGCAACAUUGAAAGUUGGAGUCUGGAGCAGCAAUGGAAACGAAAAGAGCGUACUAAAGGGAGCAACGCUAAAAGUAAUCGAGGUGUUGCUGGAGUAAUCAACCAACAUCGCUCUGAUGAUAUCUUCGAGAUAACAUUGUGUAUGCUACUUGCAAUUUUCGUAGAAGUAAUUCCACUCACACUGCGCUAUGUUCGCAAGCGAACUGUACUUUUCUGGCGUUGGCUUCUAUUACUCUGCUGCUGCUCUUAUUGGAGUAUUUCGAGAAAACUAUUUCAACGGCAACGAUUACGGAAUCAAAGGGCAGUUGCACUGAACUGUGUUUGUGAACUCAUAAAACUUGCUACACUCAAAUUAAAAAAGAGGCAAGAUCAUAUCCCGAAGCUACCGUAUGCAAUCCGGCAGAAUCAGCUGACAAUUUUUGCAGUGCUAACUGGAAAAAUGUUUGCACUUUUUGUACAAGGGGCUACUACACCGUCCACCGAAAUGACAAUAUCAUCAGACGCCGGAACUGCGUGUACAACCACAGGAAGACUAAUAUUAUUGUCAGGAGUACCUACAGCAACAACAGCCAUAAUUGCACAAAAUUUUAAAAAGACCUGUCAUAAUUUUUUGCUAACAACGCUUUUAAUGGAUCCCGUCACGCUGACAUUUAAUACGCCUUUUUUAACAGAUCAUGUACUUUAUAUUCUGGUGCCACAAGAAAACCGAUUGUUUCAUAACCAAUUAGCCUUUUCUGCAGUAAUAUGUGAGCAGGUGAAAACUUUGCAUUUAUAUUACGCUUGCCAAUAUUUUAAUGGUAUCGAUAGCAGCAAAAAACAACAGGAAAAUUACAGUGUUGGUGGACUCAAGAUCUGUAGCGAUUGCAAUAGGUCACAUUCGCAUCAAAAAUAUAGAAUGAUUUUGAUAUUUCAACCAUUAUUUGACAUAGCCAACACUAUAAUAGAAACCUAUGACAAUAAUUAUGUGAAAAUGCAUAAUAAUAGCCGUUAUUUAAAACCGUCCAAACCAAACAUGGUUAAAUUAAACAAACGCAGAACUAAAUCCAGCAGCAUUUCAAAACUUGAACAUGAAAUUUUCAGAGGUAGGGAUGAAGCUGUAGUGGAACGGAAGAAGACAAAAUAUGGAAAGUUGAUGAGACAGAAUCCUAGGCUUCACGAUCUCUUAACCAGUACAAGUGCUAAAUCUAGUGCAAAGCUUACCAAAUCUACAAUGUCAACAAAUCAAAAAAGGCCAGCAAAUUUAGGCAUACCGAUUAAUGCGAAAAAUAAAAGUGCGCCCGCACAAGAGGAUCAAAAUAGAAAAGGUAAAAAUACCGAUUGGAAUGAAUGCAUGCAUGCUAUUAUGAAAUUUGACUUGUGCUGUUGCUUUUGGUGUUUUUGUUGUUAUCGUCGCUGCAAUUGCAUUUCUGGAAGAAAUUCGAGUGAUGAUUGUUGGUGUACUUGGUAUUGGUGCUGGCAACGGCAUUAUAGGCAACAUGCAUUUAACUAUCCGCAUUGUAUAUACUGCUACUAUAAUUGCUGUCGUUACUACUGUUUUUAUCGCUGUUAUUGUUGCUGUUGCUUGGCAAAAUUACAUUCAACAUCUAUCACAUGUCCAUAUUGUCAUGUAGCCACCAGAUUAAAUAAUCAACCCUCUAAAUUAAAAAAACAUCCAAGGGCAGGAAAGAUGGCCCAAAAACAGCAACCAAGCCAAAAUCCGGCAAAAAAGCAAAAAGUACCACAACAACUAGAAGACUUCAGAAAUUUUCUUCCACCACAAGGUCUAACAAGUACCACCUGCCUCUGUUUUGAAUGUCCCGUCUGGUUUUCCUGUCGGUCACUGCACUGCUAUCAAAACGCACAUUGCUUUAACUCUACUAAAGAUGUGACUACGUUAACAAAAACGGCCACAAAAUUAAACGGAGAGAUUUUAUUUAGCAAAAAAACAAAGUUCAUGCGAUUUGCUCGUUGUAGUGCAAAGCAUCUAAGCAAAUAUAUUUUUCAUCAAUUAAUCCAUAUGGCGGAAUAUUUUUACCGGUAUAUAAUAGCCGCGCUUCGAGUGAAAAUAUCUGUCCCAAGGUCAAGGGCAAUUGUAAUAAAAGUGUCAAGAGAACAGAAGCAGCAACAACAACAGCAACAGAUGGUUUCCAUUGCAAACGACCAACAAUUAAAAAUGAAUAACUUAUGUAAACUUUUUUGCAACAAUUGGAAGCGACAUCGUCGACGAAGACGACGACGACGCCGACGACGAAUAAAUAUACAAGAACAGCAGCAGCAACAAUCCAUCACUCUUCAGCAGCAACAUAUGAGUAGUGAAAAAGACACAUUAUUUCAUAUAACCAAUCAUCGUUUUGGUAUUUGGGACCUCAAUGCGUGCAAAACAAUCCCAACAAAUGCCCCUUCCGUGCAUUUUAUAUUAUCAAAAGCAGCGGCUGGAUCUAUUUUAGCAGGAUCUGUGUUAGCAGGAAUGCGUCUAGCGAACACCAAAAUUAUUGCCUUGAGUGACCGAACGCGAAAGGAUAUGAUGAGUCCAGCACCAACGCCAGCAUUGAUAACGUCGUCAACGUUCACAGCGUCUGCUAAUACAGCGCGUGUUGGCCGUAACCGGCCUAGACCGAAUCUUGUUUGGCUCUUUAUUGGAUUAGUGUGGUUCGAAGGGCCAAAAUAUGUCAACUGCAAUAUCAAUGGAAGUAGCCAAUCACAACAGCCUUCUACCCGGGCUCAAACUCAAACACAAACACAAACAGUUGCGCAUACAACCACCCAAGCGCCGCUACAGCCGCUUACCGUACUAUCACAUCAACAACAACGUCAAACACAACCACCACAGAUAGUUUCAAAUUUACCUUUAUUAACCACAAACCACAAACCAAUUUCUAAAUCGCCGGUUUCACAUUCCCAAAAAGCAACAGAAGAUGUUUUCGAUGAUGUUUCCACGUCACUCAAAUCAAAAAUAAAGCAUGGAAAAAACAGUAAUGCCAGUGGUAAGAGUAUACGUAGUGGUAAUUGUUUAUCUUCGCGAAAACGGGCUUCCAUAAUGGCAGCUACAACAAAUGAAAAGCAAACUGGGACGUCUAAUACCGAUUCAAUUCUACCAAUCGAUCAUACGGGUUAUGAAUGGCUCGAAGCGGAAGUGGAGUACGAUUUUCUAGAAGAAGAAGCACAUGACACGCUAAGCGAUCGCGUCCGUCUGGAGUCCAUUAAACGGCAGAUAUUAACCAAGCUCGGCCUGAAACAUAGACCUAAUGUAUCUCAUCCUCUUCCAAAGCAAUUUAUUUGGGAUACUAUAUAUCGUGCCGAUGGUAUACGAAGAGUUGUAAGCGAAUUUGACUUUAAUGAAAAUGCCUCACAGCAAUGGGAAAUCAGAGCAAAAGCGGCUGCAACUGGUCUUACAAAGCUACCACUUCGCUUGGAACGCUACCAAAAAGAUGAUGAAGCGGUAAAUGGCGGUAUAAUUCACAACAGCAAUGACGGUCCAUUGGAUAUCCACAUCGGGAAAAUGAAUCACUCUUCGCAUUAUAGUAACAAUAAUGAAACUGAAGCUUAUUUAGAUGCUGAAAACCUGGAUGAAUAUAACCUUCGUCAAGAGCACUAUGGAAUGUCAAAAGAUGCGAAUCGAUACGAAAGUGAGGAUUUUGUCGGUGAUACGCAGGAAAUCAUCACAUUUGCGGAAAAAGGAAGGAUGUAUAAGCAGCACCGACUUGUAGAAUUCUCACCACGGACAAACGGAGUGCCUAAUCAAAAAUUGUUCGUUAGGAAAGCUGAAAUCCACAUUCGUAUUGAUAAGGCAGCUAUACGAGGGACAGAAAACAAGAAUAAAAAAAGUUUUGGCUGCAGUGGAAAGAAAACAAAACUGAAACUCUGGAUAUUUCAAUUCAUGGAAAACAAUACUACAAAGAAGGGCUGCGAGCAAUCACCACAACUCUGUGCUUCUUUUAAUGUGGAUACGAUUAACUUAGGAUGGCAAAAAUUCGAUAUUACUUCAACUAUUCGAAACUGGUAUGCCAGAGUACCUAUGGAAAAAUUACGACUUCUGAUAGACUGUACUGGUUGUGGCAAAUAUGUUUUGCAUUUAUUUGACCUGCCGACAGAUAUUUCAAAACAAAAACAACCGUUUGAACACCAACACCAAAAGUAUCAUUCGAUGAAUCGAAAUGAUCUUGUUGCUCAAUGGACACGACAACGCAGCGGUUUGAACAACGCCAUUAAAAUAAGCAAAGAGAGUAAUGCAAUUCAAAGGGCUUUGCAAGAUCGUCCACUAACCGAACAUGCUUCAUUGGACUGUAACUCUAUUUUCGGUUGCAAUGUUCAACGUAACGCUACGGCCAUAAUCAACGGCUACAAAGUAAAGAAGAUUCAAACACAAUUUUUGCAACAAUAUCCUUUGGAGGGAAACAGGCAACAUCGAGCGAAUCGAAUUCAGCGACAACAGAAAAACACAAAAAACCGCAGGCAAAAUCGUUUGAAACAUCAAGAUGCUCAACAUUUACAACGACAAACAGAUAUGGAAUUACAGAUGCCAAAAUCACAGGAGCCAAAUCCGAAUCGGCCAUUUUUAGUACUACGCACGGAAACAAAGCGAUAUAGACGAGUACGACGACGUGCAAUUGAUUGUGUUGGCGCUAUUCAUGGUCAAUGUUGCAAGGAAUCCUUCUAUGUAUCAUUUAAAGCACUAGGCUGGGACGACUGGAUCAUUGCUCCGCGCGGCUAUUUCGCCAAUUACUGUCGUGGAGAUUGUACAGGUCCGUUUCGCACACCGGAUACAUUUCAAACCUUUCAUGCCCACUUCAUAGAAGAGUACAGGAAAAUUGGACUUUUAAAUGGUAUGCAACCCUGCUGUGCCCCAGUAAAGUUCUCAAGCAUGUCUCUAAUAUAUUACGGUGACGAUGGAAUCAUUAAAAGGGAUCUUCCAAAGAUGGUAGUAGAUGAAUGUGGGUGUCCAUGAAGAUGUGCCAUGUAUCAUUUGAUAACAUUAAGAAAAUUUUGGCUUUAUAAGAGGGAAGAUAAGCUCGUCAAUAGUUUUAAGUGUGAAACAAUUUUUGACUAAAAAGUUUAUUAAUGGUCCAUCGGUACCUACAUAAAUGUAUACAUACAUAUGAACCUACAUUUAGUGCUUAUUGAAACAGCAAACUAUGUAAAUUGUAUUGGUAAGGUAGAUAUUUAUAAAUGUUUCACCACAAUCUGUGCGGCAAUAAAAGUUAUUUUUUAGAGUGUACCGAAGGAAAAUGAAUGUAUGUAUUUUGUAAAAAAAAAUAACUCAUAGCCAAGUAACCUAGACAAACACUUUUGUUAAUAUAAACUAGUAUAAAAUAAAAGAUUAUAGAAUGUAUCACUAUAAAUCCGGAGAGUUAAGUAAUUUUACGAAUAUUGAUAACAUUAUUUGAAUGAGAAGAAGUUUGGAAACAAAUACUAAACGCUUAUUAAGAUCGCAAUCAAUAUCCAAUUGCAAAUGUUUAUCAAUGAAUGAAUAUGUUUUUCUAUAAAAACUUAAGUGCCUAAACUAAUUCGUGCAGAACGCAGUUUUUAUAAAACUAAAAUUUUACUAAUAUUUGUCAGUUUAUUGUAAAAUAGAUAGGGUAUCAUAAAUCUCAAAAAAUUCCACAAAGCCACAGAACUAAUAUUCGAAUACAUGCUGGUACAUACAUACAUACAUAUGUACAUAUUUGUGCAUUUUAACCAUUUGUGUGUAUAAACAAUUAGUUAUGUAUAAAAAAAGUAUAGUAUACAUCAUAAACAAGUAUAUGUAUAGUAAAGUGUACAAAUAUGUAUGCUUGUUCUUUCCUGUUUUCUUCAAUACCGGGUAUUUGAAAAAUAAAGCAUAAACCAGACAUUUUUUAACUAAAUAAUAACUUAAAGUGUU
Molecule: messenger RNA, 6210 nt
Organism: Rhagoletis zephyria (snowberry fruit fly)
Lineage: Eukaryota; Metazoa; Arthropoda; Insecta; Diptera; Tephritidae
Gene: Actbeta
Product: inhibin subunit beta
Cellular component (GO): extracellular region
Molecular function (GO): cytokine activity; growth factor activity
Source: RefSeq, a predicted model, not a curated record